Molecule: messenger RNA, 974 nt
Organism: Exserohilum turcica Et28A
Lineage: Eukaryota; Fungi; Ascomycota; Dothideomycetes; Pleosporales; Pleosporaceae
Exons: 5
Coding region: 1-933 (310 amino acids)
Source: RefSeq, a predicted model, not a curated record
AUGGGACUAGCAAAGGCCGCUUUGCCAUGCACGGAGGCUUCCGUCAGCCUCGCAUUGCUUGAUGGCGGCAGCUUCAUCGGCGACCUGAGCAUGAUGCAUGCUGGGCAAAAGGGCACUUUUCGCAUGUACAACUGGGCCUUCUACAUCGCGCACAAGGGAAGACAUAUACUUUGGGACCUAGGGCUCGACGGGGACCGGAGCUGCUACACGCCAUGGGUGAACAAGGUGCUGGAUGGCUGCAACCAUGUCGGCCCCAGACGUAGCAUUGUGCAGCAGUUGUGCGAAAGAGGUGUUGCAGCCAAGGACAUUGACACCAUCCUCUUCAGUCACGCUCACUGGGACCACUGCCGACCUAUCAGUGACGUGUUCCCAAAUGCGAAAGCGUACUUUGGCCCGGGCACCAAAGCAGCAUGCGAGCCAGGCCACUGGAAAGAUGCCAGUCUGCAGUGGGAUGGGCGCUUCUUCGAUCCCGACCAUGCGACCGAGGACUGGGAAGAACUGCAGGGCCCAUGGAAGCCCUUUGGCACGUUUGAAAGAGCCCUCGACUACUUUGGUGAUGGCAGUUUCUGGGUUCUGGAUGCCCCGGGACAUAUGCCAGGCAACAUGGCUGCGGCAGCGAGACUGCAAGACGGCGCCUGGGUAGUGCUUGGGAGCGACUGCUGCCAUUCGAGGGACCUGCUCGAGGGAAGGCAUGCAAUCGCCCAUUUCCCAGGACCGGGGGCGAAGCCAGUGUCGCUGCACACCGAUGUUGUGUCGGCGAAAGACACAAUGAGCAGGCUGAAAGCCUUGGAAACCGACCAUGGGGCUCACAUAGCGCUCGCGCACGACGCUACGUGGCUCAAGGAGGGCAUCGACGGGGUGCUGAUGUCGCUGCUGGACGACAAGAUGAAGGCGGCGGCGCGGGAAAAGAUUGUUUUUGAUGGGAUCCCUUAGAGGAUGAGGAUGCCGAGGAUGCCGAGGAUGCUGAGGAUGCU